CCCGGCGUCUCUGAUGGUGCCACCGACACCAGCGUCACCUCCGUUCCCAGUGCCCCAGGGGCUCCCACGCAGGCGGCCGGCAGCCCCGCUGCCUGCUACCGGGAGCUGAGCGGGUUCCCUGCCAUCACCCGUGCCGCCCUCGGGGCCACCGCGGGGGGACAGACCCUCCUGCUCUACACCGAGUGCAGCCGCCCCGACCUGCCCCGCCGCCAGCUCCUGCGUUUCAGCCGCCACUACAGCCUGCGGCGCACAGGCGGCAGCGGCCUCGCCGUCAGCCGGACAGCACUCAGCGCGGAGAUCCACAACCAGUACGGCCCGGUCGAGGCCGCGGGAUGGGGGAGCGUGGCCGGUGCCCGCGGCGUGCCCUCCACCGCUGCCUCCUUCCCUCCCGCCCGCAGGCUCCUCAGCCAGGACUCGCCCACGGGGCAGCACCGCGCCGUGCUCAGCCGCUGCCCACGGCAGGGCCACGAGCUGCUGGAGGUGUGGGGCAGUGGUGGGCGCAGCCACAGCGUGGACCUCACGGCGCUGGGGAAGCAUGGGGAGGUCUACACUGAGGGGCCCUUCGCCUGCCUGGCCUGGUCCCGCUCGGAGACACGGUUGCUCUACGUGGCUGAGAAGAUCCGGCCCAAACCACGGCCCCCCUACCCCUGGGAUGUGCCGGGAGCAGCCAGGCCGGCGGAGGAGGAUGAAGAUGAGGAGGGCGAGCGGUUCGUGUACCACGAGGACUGGGGGGAGGCGCUGAGCAGCCGCAGCGUGCCCGUCCUCUGCGUCCUGGACCUGGAGGGCAGCAGCCUCUCGGUGCUGGAGGGCGUCCCGGAGCACCUCUCCCCUGGCCAGGCCCUGUGGUCCCCGGAUGACCGUGGCGUGGUGUUCGUGGGCUGGUGGCACGAGCCCUUCCGCCUGGGGCUGAGCGCCUGCUCCAACAGGAGGGCGGGGAUUUUUCACUUAGACCUGGCCAGUGGGCAUUGUGAGCUGCUGUCGGCCGAGCACAGUGCUGCCUGCUCCCCCCGGCUGAGCCCCGACGGCCGGCGCCUGCUCUACCUGGAGGGGGCCCUGGGGGGGCCCCACCGGCAAUGCCUGCGCCUGCGCAUGCUCACCUGGCAGACGAGGCAGACGGUGACGGUGCUCGACGUGGUGCAGGAGCCCACGGAGGCCUUCGCCGGGCUCUACGGGGAGGCACUGCCGCCGCGGUGCUGGGCGGCCGACAGCCGGCGAGCUGUGCUGGGCACCCCACAGCGGAGCCGCACGGACCUGCUGCUUGUGGACACGGAGGCGGCCACCGUCACCAACCUGACGGCAGGGUCACCAGAAGGGUGCUGGGAGCUGCUCACCCUCCAGUGGGACCUGCUGGUGGCCACUUGCUCGGCCCCGCACCGGCCCCCGAGCCUGGUGGUGUCGGUGCUGCCGCCGGCGGGCCGUGAGCUGCCCCUCUGCUGGGUGCUGGUGGAGGACGCCCCAGUGGUGCCCGGUGUCACCUGGAAGACCCUGACAGUCUGGCCACCCUGCGGUGGGCAGAGCCCCGCCGCACACGGCACCCAGGCCUUCGAGGCCCUGCUGCUGAGCCCGCCGGAUGACAGGGCACCGCACCCCCUCGUCGUGUGUCCCCACGGUGGCCCCCACGCCGUCUUCGAUGCCCGCUGGCGCCCGAGCAUGGCUGCGUUGUGCCGGCUGGGCUUUGCUGUGCUCCUGGUAAACUACCGCGGCUCCCUGGGCUUCGGCCAGGCUGUCAUCAGCUCCCUGCUCUCCCGCAUGGGUGAGCAGGACGUGGCAGACACCCAGUUGGCAGUGGAGCAGGCGCUGCGCAGCGAGCCCCUGGACCCGCACCGCCUGGUCCUGCUGGCUGGCUCCCACGGAGCCUUCAUCGCCCUCCACCUCCUCGCCCGCGAGCCCGAGCGCUACCGAGCCUGCGCCCUGCGCAGCCCCGUCUCCAACCUGCCUGCGCUGCUGGGAACCUCCGACAUCCCUGACUGGCGCUACGCUUCCCUGGGGCUGCCCUACUCUUUCGAGCGGGUGCCCUGUGCCGAGGAGGUGGCCACCAUGCUGCUGCGCUCGCCGAUCGCCCAGGCGGCCCGGGUGCGGACACCGGUGCUGCUGUGCGUGGGCGCCCGGGACCGGCGCGUCAGCCCCACGCAGGCGCUGGAGCUGUACCGGGUGCUGCGGGCCAGGGGGGUGCCAGCACGGCUGCUGUGGUACCCGGAGGGUGGCCAUGCGCUGGCCGGCGUGGAGACAGAGACCGACGUCUUCGGGAAUAGUGCCCGCUGGCUCCUCCAGCACCUCGGGCAGCCCCGGCGGGGCACGACAGGCUGGCACAGCCCCUAGCCCCCACGGUGGCCCCGCGGCUGUGCCGGCCCCAGGGUGACCACUGGCACUGGAGACCACACCAGGACCAGAGGCGGAUGGAGCAAGUGGAGCCGGGGUCAGGACGGGAUGUGGGUUGGGGUUUGGUGCUAAAUAAAUGUGUGAGACGCUGUGCAGUGCCGAGCCCC
Molecule: messenger RNA, 2486 nt
Organism: Tyto alba (common barn owl)
Lineage: Eukaryota; Metazoa; Chordata; Aves; Strigiformes; Tytonidae
Product: acylamino-acid-releasing enzyme-like
Exons: 21
Biological process (GO): proteolysis
Molecular function (GO): serine-type endopeptidase activity
Source: RefSeq, a predicted model, not a curated record